Molecule: messenger RNA, 2283 nt
Organism: Saccharomycopsis crataegensis
Lineage: Eukaryota; Fungi; Ascomycota; Saccharomycetes; Ascoideales; Saccharomycopsidaceae
Gene: RIX1
Product: Rix1p
Exons: 1
Coding region: 1-2283 (760 amino acids)
Biological process (GO): rRNA processing
Cellular component (GO): nucleus
Source: RefSeq, a predicted model, not a curated record
AUGUCGAUCUCCAGUAUUAUCCUUCCUGGUCUUACAGAUAGACCAACUAGCGUUGCUAGGAUAUUAUCCACUUUGAAAACCACCUCGUUGCUUAUUAACUCCUCGACCGUGGAAUUGACUUUGCUUUCUAAGAAAGCCAUCAACUAUGUCCAAUCCAGAGACGAAUACCUUAGAUGGACAGGCUGCCACUUGAUUAAGAUUAUCAGUGUCAAUCCUAUUGUAAUAUCCAACCACGGGGCUGAUUUCAUUACUUCUUUGAUGAAGUUGAUCAACAUUGGUACUGUCUCGCAAUUGGUAUACCAAACCGCAACCAACACCAUCUUGAGUUUAUGUUUGAUCAUCAAAGGGAAACAGUCAUUGACCAGAGAAGUGUUAACUCCUAAUUUACCAGGUUUCAUCAACACUUUGGUGAAAAAAUUGGACCUCAAGGAUCCCCAACUUUUGACCAAUUCUGUGUCGAUCUUGACGAUUUUGAUCAGAAAUCAUUCAACGAUUUUCAGACCCCAUGCCACCGCUUACGAAUCCAAGUUGAUGGGGGUUAUGAAAUCCAAAGAAUUCAGAUCUUGGGAACCUGUUGCAAGAAAACAGAUCAUCGAAUCUUUUGUGGCGUUAUCAUUGGUCAACAAAGCGGCAUCGUUACAAUGGUCAGUGGUGUUGAAAUCGGUAAUGGAAGAGUUUCAAUCGGUGUUCAAAAUGAUUUUCCAAACUUUAUUGCAACCUAAUGAAGAUGCCGAAUCGGAUAUCAUCAACUUGAUCGAACUAUUGAAGUUGAGUCUUCAUGACGCUGAAAGUAACAUGCAUAACAAAUCACAAUUCAGCCUUGCCCCAUUAUCCAUCGAUCUAAACGAUUUGAAAACCACUGGGGACUUGUUUGAUAGAAUCGCUCUCCUUACUGAUUUGAUUAUUGGCUUCAUUACCACUCCUUUGAAUGACACUAUUGUUAAUUAUCCAAUUGGGAAAUUUGUCAAUAUUGGUGAAUUGUUGAUCAAUGUCAGUGCGCAAAUCCACGGGUUCCAAAAAGAUUUGCUCAUUGGGGAUAUCAACUUAAAGCACAAUUUGAAUUUCACGUUCUCAAAAAUUCAAUUACAAGGGAUCAAAUUAUUGAACCAAUUGGUCAAAGUAUUGGGUAAGCAAUCAUUAGGGUAUUUUGAGAAAUUCACUGUGUUCACCGAAUUGGUGAUCCCAAUGAAAACCAUUAGUGUCAUCAACCCUACCACAAAUAAAACCGUGGCAAAGAAAAUCCUUGAUGUCGAACAAAUCAAAUUCCAUAAAUUUGACAUGUUGGUGUUAUUGGAAUUUGUCGGCAAUCUUUUGAAAGCCCUCGAUACUGGGAAUUUGCACGAUUUCUCUUUUAUUUUGAAACUUGUGGAUAUGACUAGCUUGAUGGUGGAAGAAGCUUCUUAUAAAGACGUUAUUGAAAAAACUAAGAAACCGGCUGCUGAUGGUUCUAACAAGAGAACCAAAAAAUCGAAAAACUCGGUGGAAUUAUCAGAUUUCAUUGCCGAUGCUAGCACCUUGAAAAUUAAGACUGAUGUCAAACUUACAACCCAGGUUUUACAAUUCUACAGCACCGUAUUGAAGAAUAUUCCUUCAUUGUCGGUAACCCAAUUGACUAAAGUCCAACAUUUUGUGAUCUUGUCGGCCAUGAGAAAGAUUUACACUGCCGGUAAUAUCACCAAUGACAUCAGGCAAGUAUUGGAAAAUUUCGUGGUUUAUCAAAACACUAAUGAAAAGUACAAUUUAUUGCCGAUAAUCAUGAACAUCAUGCGUCAGUCUGGCGAUGAUAAUAACCAGUUGCUCAGUUUGUUGCUCAAUCCAAGAUUCCCAAUAUCCAACAAGAGGGAAAUUGAACAUUAUGAUAAGGAACAAGAUGAAGAUUUAGAAAUUGAUGAAUGUAAAAUAGAAGAAGCAAAGAAACCGCAAAUCGAUUUAGAAGAAUUGAAACGUGAAUUGAGAGAAGAAGUCACUAAUGAAGUCACAGAAAAAUUAACCAGAGAAUUCGAAGAACGCGAGCUGAAAAGACGGAAAUUGAGCGAGAGGUUGCAGACUGCUGAGAUUGAAACCAAUCCGAACGUUUGGACUCAACAGAAAUUCCAAAAAGUCGAAAUCAGUAAAGAUGUGUUGCCAAAUGAUAAAGAAAUUUCCUCCAGUGAACAAAGAAUGGUUACUGAAACUGUCGUGGAAGUAACUACGGAGACAAAGAAAACAGAAGAUCAUGAUGAUGAAAAUAAUUCUGAUUUCGAAAUCCCAGAUAUCGAAAUGGACUCGAGUGAUGAAGAGUAA